GUACUUUCUUAGUUGGAAAUGAUUUCUAUUCUGGUUUUCAUUAGUCUCGUUUACUCCGUGGUUGGUCACGGUCAUGAUAAACACGUGACAAUUGAUAAUGUCAAGUACAGCUAUGGAAUUUUUGCCCCUGUUGGAUGGACUGUCGGAGGUUACGUCUGGUACAUCUCGAUGCUGGGAUUAAUAUUGGGUGCUCUGGUUUUGCUCUAUUUUAGCAAAGGAUGGGGUACCUCUGGAGCGUAUUACGAUGGAUUUUUUAAUCGGCGUUCAUUGGACUAUCAAAGAGCAUUUGGAGCAGAAAACGGCAUAUUCGAUCAUUCGAGCGUACAAACCGAAGGUAGAAGCUAUCAAUUAUUCUGGGACGAUCGGAUACGUGACAUUCAUAAUCUUAUUCGGACAAACGAUUAGGUUAAUGCUGAAUUCAAGACUGUAAAUAUUUUUAAUAAAUGACAUAAAUACAA
This is a messenger RNA of Armigeres subalbatus, 458 nucleotides long. RefSeq lists its product as uncharacterized. Lineage: Eukaryota; Metazoa; Arthropoda; Insecta; Diptera; Culicidae. The transcript has 3 exons. The coding region runs from base 19 to 405 and encodes 128 amino acids. The record is from RefSeq and is a predicted model, not a curated record.